Messenger RNA from Truncatella angustata, 1554 nucleotides. RefSeq names its product HPP family-domain-containing protein. Lineage: Eukaryota; Fungi; Ascomycota; Sordariomycetes; Amphisphaeriales; Sporocadaceae. The transcript is spliced from 2 exons. The record is from RefSeq and is a predicted model, not a curated record. Bases 398 to 1285 code for a protein of 295 amino acids.
CUUUAUGUUGGUCAUAGUAUGAUUCUUUCUCGUAUAAAAUACGUCCGUGUUAGUCAGAACAACAGUUCUUCCGGUCAUGCUUCCAAGGCCGGCGUCAUUGCAACACUCUGGCUUCAGAUGUUACAAGCAUUCCGAAUGUGCGGCUACAGCCGCUCGACAUUUGCAGAUAUAAGCGAAAUGCAGGAGAGGAAAUAAACAAAACCUUUCAGCGUAGAAUCCAAGGCGCACCGAAACUACUUAGGUCGUUACACGUUGUCUGACAUCCUGGUUGAGUGACAAUCCAGACAUUCUUGAUUCACAAGUCGGCUACGCAGGAAUGAUUUAAAACCCAAGAAGGGAUUAUCUACAGAACCCUGUAUUUUCUUUGAAGAUACUACGAGUAGCACGGACAACAGGAAUGCAGUCAAAGUCGCACCGUUGGAACUUUUCAAUUGACCAUUAUGUGAACCCAUGGAUACCGAGGCCACCAUGGCAGUAUAUCCCACAUCAAGUGUCUUAUUUCCUUGGACACCGUUCAAAACCGCAGCAACCUCUGGCACAUUUAUGGACCAUAUUCUGGGCUACGAUUGGCAUUUUCUCGAGCUUGACAGUUAUGGAGGCUGUCAACCAAAACAUGGCGUCCUUUCAAACGCAUGAAGUACCUGUCAUUGUUGGCAGUUUUGGCGCUGCAGCUGUCCUCGAAUUCUACUCAAUCGAGUCACCGCUUGCUCAACCUCGAAAUGCGGUCAUCAGUCAGGUGCUCGCGUCAGUCGUAGCUGUUUCUAUAAGAAAGCUUUUCGAGCUGGGCACUGGAUCUAGAGAUUAUAUAUGGAUCGGGGGUUCUCUUAGCUGUGCGCUAGCAACGGCACUGAUGGCCCUGACGAACACAGUGCACCCCCCGGCCGGUGCGACAGCGCUGUUGGCCGUUGUCGAUAGCAACAUGGCUGGCAUGGGCUGGUUCCUGAUCCCAGUCAUGCUCUUGGGCUGUGUGCUUAUGCAAGCCGUCGCGCUGUUGAUCAAUAACAUCCAGAGGAGGUUCCCCAUGUAUUGGUGGUCACCAGAAGAGGUUGGGCUCAGGUGGAAGCAGGACAAGAAGAGUGCCGCUGACAGGGACGUGGAAACAGGAAGUGGCGCGGCUGUAGAGAAAACCAAUACCAGCGGCUCUAGUCAGUUCGAUGAUGGUAGGACUCUGGCAGAUACAAGUCCUCAGCUAGUUGUCACUCGAACAGAACUGAGGGUGCCUGAAGGGAUGUACUUGACGUCGGAGGAAUUCAAUUUCCUUGAAGAACUGCGUGACCGGCUGUAGAGAGAAGCCAUCAUAGUUGGAGUUUUUGAACAGGCGGACAAUAACACUAAUACUCGUCGCCUAGCACGAGUCUAAUGAUGUGUCAGCCAAGCUGCGAAGUGUGAGGCUUUCUACAUUUGACGCGGUCAUCUACUUUGAUAUUCACAAUGUGUGGCAAUAUGGACGACUAUAGAUGGCCAUAGUUAACAGAGAGCACUCCGUACACUAAGGCGACAAGCCCUCAGAUCACCUAACUUUGGGGCAGGUGAUCACGUGACUUAGCCAGUGGC